AUGAAAAAAUUAGAAACCUUUUGUUUAGAGGAUAAUUCAGAUGAUGAUUCAUUAGAUCAAACUCAUCAUAUUUCAAUACAAACUGAAAUUAAAUACAAAUAAGUAAGAGAUAUAGCUACCAAAAUUAUUCUAUGUUAUGCUAUAGACUUUGAUUUGCCAAUUAUUUCAUUUCUAUAAUAUUUAUAGUUUGUAAGAGUUUUGAAUUCUGAAGAUACUAUUUCAAUUGAAGCUACAAAACCACUUAUUAAAUAACUAUUAAAUAUUAAAGAAUUAGAUAUGAUAAUUAGAGAUACUCAUCUAAAUGAUAUCUUAAAUUAAACUUAUUCACUUAAUUAACUUAAUUCCAUUACUUAAAAUUUUGAAAACAAAUACAAACAUUAUCUUUAAAAAUCAUAACCAUCUAAUAUAUGUUAAAUGACUAAGAUUAUAUACAAUUAAAGAGAAAAAGUUAAAGAAAAACUUGAAAAAAUAUUUUAAGAUUAAAAUUUACAGGAAUUUAUAUAAAAAGGAUAAGAAUAAUUAAAAAAAGUUCCACUUGAAACAUGGAAAAAUAAUAAGAAGGAUUAUGAAGAAUAACAACUUCCUAUUGCAUAAACAUUCUUAAAUUUAAAUAGAAUUAAGAAAUAUCUAGAUGAAAAGAAAGAACAAGAAACUUAUGCAACAGGUAAAAUGAACCGUAAAAAAAAUUAAAUGAUACGUAUUGUAAGAAAAAUUAUUAAAAAAAGAAGACCAAAAACAUAAAAUGAAAAAUUCUGUACUUAAGUACAUUCUAGAAGAUUUAUUAAAAGGAUAUUUUAAUUAUUAUUAUCUAGAUAAGAAUCUUAUCCUGAAAUUUUCUAUUGUUUGACUGUUAAAUUUGAAAAGAAAACUGCUGAUAAAAUAUAAUUUACCUUAAAUAACAGAUUUAAGACAUAUAUAGAAAAUGAUACUUACAUUCACAAUUUAUUAAAUGAAGAAUUAAUUAAGAAAGGAUAUAAUCCUGUUAAAUUGAAUACAGAAUAAGUUAAUUUGGAAGAUUUCUAUCAAUGUUUCAAUUUAGAUCUCCAACCUUAAGAAGUAUCUGAAGCAAAAAUUGUUUAUGAAAUGAUUGUCUAAGUUUAUGAAUAAAAGGAAUUACAUCGACUUAGAUUAUAUCCAAUUUUUAAUUGUACCAAGUUCACUUUCUUAGAAUAAUAAAUGGCAUAAAUAGACACUAUUAAUAAAUACCAAACCCCUUAAUUCCUUAAAUUUAAAUCUAUUGUUGAGGAUAUUAAAUAUUAUUUAGACACAAAUAAAUUAUAAAUUGAGAAAGAAGCCCAAGCCUUAAAAGAAAAUUAAGUAUAAUAAACGACUGAAAAAUAAUAGAAUACAAAAGAAAAGUUGGAAACAAAAGUUGAAAGUUGA
This is a messenger RNA of Paramecium pentaurelia, 1383 nucleotides long. NCBI's taxonomy places the organism in Eukaryota, Ciliophora, Oligohymenophorea, Peniculida, Parameciidae. The record is from the annotation of a GenBank genome assembly.